AGGGCUCCGACCUCGUCGAAUCCAUGUUAUCGCGAGAACUACGCAGCCGUAUAAAUUCUCUCAUCGAGGCUAUCAGACUCUGUACUCCUUUUGCUCCUUUGACUGUCGGUGCUGUGGGAACAAAGCUGAGACUGAAGAUGUCUGCUGGAAAUGCUCAGAUUGGAAAGCCGGCCCCGGACUUCACAGCCAAAGCGGUGAUGCCAGACGGACAGUUCGGUGACGUAAAGCUGUCGGACUACAGAGGGAAAUAUGUCGUCUUUUUCUUCUAUCCGCUGGACUUCACCUUUGUGUGUCCGACUGAGAUCAUUGCUUACAGCGAUGCUGCCGAGGAUUUCAGGAAGAUCGGCUGUGAGGUCAUCGCUGCCUCUGUUGACUCACACUUCUCCCACUUUGCAUGGACCAACACACCACGUAAGCAGGGUGGUCUGGGGGCCAUGAAGAUUCCCCUGGUGUCUGACACGCGACGCACCAUCUCCACGGAUUAUGGUGUCCUAAAAGAGGAUGAGGGCAUCGCCUAUAGAGGUCUGUUCAUCAUUGAUGACAAGGGCAUCCUGAGACAGAUCACCAUCAAUGACCUGCCGGUGGGACGCUCUGUUGAGGAGACAAUGCGUUUGGUCCAGGCUUUUCAAUUCACAGACAAGCAUGGAGAAGUCUGCCCUGCCGGCUGGAAACCAGGAAGUGACACCAUCAAGCCCGAUGUCCAGAAGAGCAAAGACUUCUUCUCCAAGCAGUAAUAAACCCAGAGCCAGAGUCUGCAGCCUGCUGUAGGAGAUUUCAUUUAGAGAUUACAUUUCCAGAGAAUAUUAACGUCGGCUGCUGUGUCUGUGCGGGGAGUGGUUAGGACAGUUGUUGAAGUAAACAGGUUGUGUUUCAUGUUGUGUGUUUAGUGUCGCGGUGCACUUAUGACCAAAGUACUGUAUAUGAUUGUGUAGUUCUGUUGCGGUGAUGUUUGCUAGUUACUCUAUAAGACUUUGCUAAAUGUCUGUUUUACUCUUUUAUGUCAUUCCUCACAAGAAAGGUCCACAAAUGCUUUUUUUUUUUUAAUAAAGCCGCAGCACACAAUCUCUAUUACGAUUUUUUAAAUUUUGUCCUUCAGUGGACAAAACCACAUUCUUUCAUCAUAUCUUUCUACAGUUUGUAACACUUCUACUGGACAUUUAUUAAAAAAAACUCACAGCUGA
Molecule: messenger RNA, 1181 nt
Organism: Notolabrus celidotus (New Zealand spotty)
Lineage: Eukaryota; Metazoa; Chordata; Actinopteri; Labriformes; Labridae
Gene: prdx1
Product: peroxiredoxin 1
Exons: 6
Coding region: 24-734 (236 amino acids)
Biological process (GO): response to oxidative stress; hydrogen peroxide catabolic process; removal of superoxide radicals
Cellular component (GO): cytosol
Molecular function (GO): thioredoxin peroxidase activity
Source: RefSeq, a predicted model, not a curated record